This is a messenger RNA of Daucus carota subsp. sativus, 591 nucleotides long. RefSeq names its product G-type lectin S-receptor-like serine/threonine-protein kinase At4g27290. Bases 1 to 591 code for a protein of 196 amino acids. The record is from RefSeq and is a predicted model, not a curated record. NCBI's taxonomy places the organism in Eukaryota, Viridiplantae, Streptophyta, Magnoliopsida, Apiales, Apiaceae. The transcript has a single exon.
AUGGCAAAUGCAAUUGAUACUAUAACUGUUAAUCAAACCAUUAGAGACGAUGAUAACAGCACCAUCAUGUCGGCUAAAGAAACUUUUCAAAUGGGAUUCUUUACCCCUGGUAAUUUAAAGAGUCGGUUCUUGGGCAUAUGGUACAAAAAUAUAGCCAAUCUGACUGUUGUCUGGGUUGCUAAUAGAGACACGCCACUUGCUGAUACAUCAGGCGUGCUCAUGUUUGACGCUAAUGGAAAUUUGGUACUCACUAAUGGUGACAAUAAAAUAAUUUGGUCAUCCAACUCAUCAAAUACUGUGAUGAGUCCUGUGGCGCAACUGUUAGAUACAGGAAAUCUUGUGAUCAGAUAUGCAAAUGACAGUUAUCCUGAAGAUUUCGUCUGGCAGAGUUUUGAUCACCUUGGCGAUACUAUUCUACCAGGCAUGAAGUUUGGCUGGGACUUGGUGAAACACUUAGAAAGGUAUCUCAUAUCCUGGAAGAGCCCGGAUGAUCCAUCUCCAGGCAAUUACACAUAUGGAGUCUAUCUAAAAGGAUAUCCACAGCGAGUUGUAUGGAAAGGUUCAGCUAUGAGAUUCAGGUUUGGACCAUGA